Molecule: messenger RNA, 2019 nt
Organism: Aphidius gifuensis
Lineage: Eukaryota; Metazoa; Arthropoda; Insecta; Hymenoptera; Braconidae
Product: zinc finger protein OZF-like
Exons: 6
Coding region: 352-1956 (534 amino acids)
Cellular component (GO): nucleus
Molecular function (GO): zinc ion binding
Source: RefSeq, a predicted model, not a curated record
GUCCAAGGUUUACACUGUAUCGAACUUAAAAAAUCGAUACAUCGACUUGUAUCGAAGCCCCUCACAUCUCUAGAGUUUUUUAUUUUGCAUAACCUUCAAAGAAAUUGACAACGGUAAACUGUUUAAUGGACGCCAACAAUAUACAACAACAAUAUUUAUUAAUAGAACUAUUGACAAUAAUAGUUAAAAACCUUUUCUAAUAAUUAACAAUCAAGUGAGUGUUAUUGCCUCAAGUUUGUUAAUGUAAAAGUGUUUACUACAUCAACUCUAUUGUGAUACAGUUGAUAUGAACUAAUAAGCUGAAUGUCACUUGUUUUUAUAUUGUUGAAUUCAAUAUUUUAAACGUAAACAAUGAGUGGAACUGUAAAAGGUGUUUACCUUUGUCGUUUAUGUGGAAGAAAUUCACAAAAUUACCUGGAGAUAUUUAGCGAUGAGGGAGUCAGAAGAAAAUUAAGUACCAAAGUUCAAUCAUGUCUUCAAAUAUCUGUACAUGCCAACGAUGUUCUUCCAACAAUUGCUUGCAUUCAAUGUUGCACUAAACUCGAUGAAUCAUGGGAUUUUUAUCAACGUUCAGCAAAAGCACAAAUAAUACUACAAAAUAUAUUUGAACCAGUUGAUGAUUUUCAUAAUAAUGAUGGUCUAUUUGAAAUUCUAGUUAGUAAACAAGAUAUUUUAGUGACUAAAGAUGAUUGUGUUGAUAAUAAAACCAUCAAAAUUAAUAAUGAUGUUGAUAAUCAAGAUGAAGAUAAUGUAAAUAAUCCAGAUAUCAUUAUGAGUAGUCAAAAUUUUAUUGUCUCUAAAGUAAGAACACUUUCAAAUGAAGAACAUAUUAAUAUUGAGGAUAAACUUGAAACAGUUAUUAAUACUAAUGACAUGGAACAUGAUGAUUCAACUGAUCAUAAUUAUGGUGUUGCUGAAAAUUCAGUUAAUGAAGAUAAAAAAAAUAUACGUGUAUUUAAUCAUCGUAGAUCUGGUAAUCGUCCAGAAAAUAUGAAAGGAUAUCUUUGGAGUUGUACUAUUUGUGAAUCUGGAAUAAUUGAAACACAUCAAGAAUAUUGUCGUCAUUAUAAAAAUGUACAUAAUGUUGAACCAAUAUAUAAAUGUACAACAUGUGGAAAAGUUUAUGAAAAAUAUAGAAGUUUUGCUAGACACAUAUCAAUGCAUCAAUCAAGUGGACAAAUCAAAUGCAAUGAAUGUGGAAAAGAAUUUACCAUGAAAUCAUCAUUGAUUUCUCAUGCUGCUGUUCAUUCCAAUGAACGACCUUUUAAAUGUGAUACUUGUGAUAGAAGUUUUAAAAGAUCAUCAACACUUUUAUUACAUAUUAAAUCUCAUGAUCCUGAUAAUGCUGAUAUAUUUUCAUGCAAUCAUUGUGAAAAAACAUUUAAAGUUAAACGAUCAUGGCAAACACAUGAAAAAAUGCACAAAGGAGAGAGAGAUUUUACUUGUGAUAUUUGUGGUAAAUCAUUUGUCACAAGAAGCUCAUUGAUAUAUCACAUAUCAAGUCAUGAGGAAGAAAAAAAUUAUGAAUGUACAAUAUGCAAUCAAAAAUAUAGAACUUCAAGAUUAUUAAAAAGACAUGCUAGUACACAUUUGGAUAUAAAACCAUAUCGUUGUGAAACUUGUGGUAGAGAAUUUCGUGAAAAAUCAUCUUUAAAAUCACACUCUCGUAUUCACACUGGUGUAAUGCCAUACUCUUGUGAUAUAUGUGGAAAACGUUUUAGAUUUAUUGGAAUUUUAACGGUUCAUAAACGUCAGCAUACUGGUGAAAAACCCUAUCAUUGUAACAACUGCAAUAAAAGUUUUACAAAUUGGCCAAAUUAUAAUAAACAUAUGAAGCGAAUUCAUAAACGUGAUACUGGUAAUCCAGAAAGAAAAAAACAAUAUAAGUCUGCAAAUUCAACGAAAAUUGAAGAAGUUUAUGUUGUUGAAGAAAUGAUAGACAAUAUUGUUAGCUAAUAAUCCAACAAUACUUAUUUUAAAAAUUAUAUAAAUCAUAUAUAUUCAUAUUAAUGAUUAAAU